UGCUGACCUUGCUAGGGUCACUAAAACCCCAGAGCGAUGGGCAGCUUGUCCCCAGUGACUUUCCCCUGCAAAUUCUCUGCUCCUCGGAGAGUGUCCCCUUGCGUCACUAUCCGUAUCUGAUGCUUACUGGCAGGGGACAUCCGGCCCUGGGGGAAGCUGUCUCAAUCCCACAGUGUGUGAGUGACGGAGGGCUCUCUCUGGGGCUUUCUUAAAAGAGGGAUUUCUCCUGUGCUGGGGGCUAGCUGCAGGAGCAUGGUGCUAGCUGGCCGGAUGCCCCUGGAGCAGGGAGGGCCAGCUUUCCCUCCAUCCCCUGGUGUCAGAGGGCACGUUCCUUCUCCGUGGAUUGUUUCCCCCCCAAGUUUGCUUGUUUUUCUGUUGUGUGUGAGUUGCUCCCCCUGCAGCUCGCAGCACGACUAUUAGACACAGAAUCCCACACACUCAGCGCAGCGGUGCCCUCCCACUGCACCGUACUGCUGCUGGGAGCCAGCCCUUCGGACGCUCUGCCUGGGUUAGCAGCAGGCAUGGGACUCAGUCAGCGCUGACAGCUGCCACCCGGGUCUUGCUCACCGUGCUAGCUUGGGAAGUGCCCUGCUCUCUGGGAACAUCGGACGGAGUUCCUUGCCAGGCUCCUCUAGGAAGCGUUAUGUACACGUACUCACACACAAUAGUAUGUGAUCAUGUCAUCAAAGACCGUAGGGAACCUUUAGAUCCACCACGCAGAUGUCUGCUGCUUGAGCUAACGGAGUGACUGAUAGCAGUAAGCCCUGCUGUGCUGACCUCCGUGCUCCACCCUCCUGCCCCGUGAUUCCAGGCAGCUGAGAGGCAUGAGACAGCCAUGGCGUUCCAGGCAGCCGGAUGUGGGACACUGCAGCCCCGGAGCGUGCGACCCCUGGAUCCUCUGCUGCAUGGCUGGGGACCGGAGCCUGCUGCACAGAAAGGGUUCCUCGGCAACUUCUCUCUUCCCACUCCCCUGCAGGGGACAUUCAGGGCAGCUGGGAAUCCCCACCUCCAGGAGAGAGACAGAGCACAUCCAGCAGGAGCAGGGGGCAGCGGCUGCUUUCCUCACCGUCUCUCCUCUCCACCCCCCCGUGCCAUGGCAGGGGGCUGUCUGAACCCUGAGGGGCCCCAGGGCCUCAGCUUGAAAGACUUUGUCCCAUCCCACCACCAGAAGAGGGAAUUCCUUCCUGCUGCCAGGAGCCCGGCAGCCCCCAUAGCCACAUCCCCUCAGCCGUCCCCGUGGGUCCCGCUGCGACACAGAGGACCCAGGGUGCCCGUGAUCCGUAACUGCGGCUCCAACACCCUGAACUUUGAGUUCCAUGACACGUCUCCCCGCACAGCGUGCAAUGGCACCGUCGAGCCUAGGAGAGCAGCCCCCAGGAGCUCAGCGAGCGACUGGUACCAGACCUGGCCUGCCAAAGAAACGAAGCCGCUGAGUUCCCAGGCAGUGCCUGUUCCCCUCCCAGCUGAGUCGGCAAUGAGCCCCCUGGAGAACGGCCCGCCGCCUGUGCCCCGCGCAGCCCCCUGGUCUGCCACCUGGACCAAGGAUAGCAAGAGGAAGGACAAGCGAUGGGUGAAGUACGACGGGAUCGGCCCGGUGGAUGAGACGGGGAUGCCGAUCGCAUCGCGAUCCAGUGUGGACAGGCCCCGGGACUGGUACCGGAGCAUGUUCCAGCAGAUCCACCGCAAGCUCCCAGAACCGCAGCUGGACUGGGAUUUCCACCACUGCACGGAACCACGCCCUCCGGCACUUGCACAAAAGGGCCCCACGCCAAGUGGCUCCUCUUACCUGCAGAAUGGCCUGGACUGGAGGGGCCAGGAGGCUGCCGACGAUGCCGCGAUGGAGCCCAGGAGCAUUUUCGACUAUGAACCCGGGAAAUCGUCCGUCCUUGACCAUCCCAAUCCAGCUGCAGAGCCCCAGGCGGGACGUGCUGACAGCUGGUACCAAUUUCUGAAGGAGCUGGAGACGGGGAGCCUGCCUAAGAAGCCCCUGGCUCCGUUUCCUGCAGAGCCUCCCCCGCCGUCCCAGCCGAUCGAGGUGUUACUGGAGAGAGAGCUGCAGCAGCUUAGCGAGGAGUUGGACAAGGACAUGAAAGCCCUGGAGACACAUCGGCACCCCUGCAAGACUUCCUCGGCGGCUCCCUGCGCUUGCUCCCCUUGCCCAGCCUCUGUCGCCCGCAGCCCGCUGUGUGCCUGCCGUUCCCAUCCUGCCUUGGGGCAGAGCCCCCCCGCUGCCCGACACCGCCCGCCUGCCAGCCCCAGCAUGGAGAGAGGGGGCCUGGGCCUGGCCCCGAGCGAUUGGAGCCAGUCUCCCCCCAGGAAAGAUCCCCCAGGCCACCCUGGGAAAAGCCCCUUGGCUGAUGAAAGUGAGCCCAUAGAGGCGGUGGAUGGACCAGUGAGGAGAGAGGACAAGAAGAUGAAAGCUGCUCGCGUCAAGUUUGACUUCCAGGCUGAGUCCCCAAAGGAGCUGACCAUGCAGAAGGGAGACAUCGUCUAUAUCCACAAGGAGGUGGACAGGAACUGGCUGGAAGGAGAGCACUAUGGGAGGGUGGGCAUAUUCCCCUCCAACUACGUGGAGAUCCUGCCUCCCACCGAAGUGCCCAAGCCCAUCAAGCCACCCACCAUCCAGGUGCUGGAGUACGGAGACGCCCUGGCUCAGUACAACUUCAAAGGGGACCUGGCGGUGGAGCUGUCCUUCCGCAAGGGCGAGCGCAUCUGUCUGGUCCGCAAGGUGGAUGAGAACUGGUAUGAGGGACGGAUCUCUGGCACCAGCCGCCAGGGCAUCUUCCCGGCCAACUACGUGCAAGUGGUGAAGGAGCCACGGGUCAAGGCCUCAGAGGAGUUCCCUUCCUCCCCAAACUUGACUGCCCCUGCCUCCCCAAGGCUGCUGGCACACGCAGGCUCACCGGCCCAGCUGCACUCGCCCGGUAGCCAGCGUUCUGACCCCUCGUCCUCCUUCCUGGCGGGCUCUCCCACUGCCCAACGGCGCGGCACAGAGGGGGGCGCCCUGUCGUCCUCGCCGCGCCAUUUCGGCUUCACCUUCCCCGCCUCCCCCAAGUUGCAGCACGCCGGAGUCUCAUCCAGCAUCCUGCAGGGGCCCCAGAGUCCCCAGCUGGCCCCCAGCACCACCUUGCUCUCCCCGCUGAGUCUGAGCCCGAGCCCGCAGCCUCCGGCCCCCUCCCGGCCACAGGAGACUCCACCCGCUGCUGCGCCCUCCUCACUCCCUGGGCAGAGCUCCACCCUUGAAGCCCCAGUACCUGCCGGCUGCCAUCUGGGUGGUGCUGGGCACCUCCCCAAGGCCCCCCCAUCUGACAACGGCUCCAGCAUACAGUGGACCCCGUUCCGGGCCAUUUAUCAGUACAGACCCCAGAACGAGGACGAGCUGGAGCUGCAUGAAGGGGACUGGGUGGACGUCAUGCAGCAGUGUGACGACGGCUGGUUUGUGGGUGUGUCCAGGAGAACCCAGAAAUUCGGCACCUUCCCUGGCAAUUACGUUGCCCCUGUGUAACAUCCCCCUGCCCCACACCCCAGCACGAGCCAAGAGGAAGCUGCAUCUGCGACUCAGGCUCCUGCAGCCUACCCAGAGCCGGCGUCGCGCCCUGAGACAAGGAGAGGAACGAGGAGAUGGGGAUUUGGACCAGACCAGCCCCCGCCCCCACGGACAUUCCCAGCAGGACCCUUUUGGUGGCUGUUGCUGGGGAGCUCGGCACUGGGACGGGCCUCUGCCUCUCCUAGUAACAGACCCCCCCUUCCCUGUCCCAGUCACUCAGCUCAGCUUCCAGCACUGCCUCUGGGGCUCCCUCUAACGGGGACCAGUCCCUGUCCUUUCCCUCCCCCAUGGGGCUCCCUCUAACGGGGACCAGUCCCUGUCCUUUCCCUCCCCCAUGGGGCUCCCUCUAGCGGGGACCAGUCCCUGUCCUUUCCCUCCCCCAUGGGGUUCCCUCUAAUGGGGACCAGUUCCUGUCCUUCCCCCCCGCCCGUGGGGCUCCCUCUAGCGGGGACCAGUCCCCCAGCCUUACCCCCCCCCCGUGGGGCUCCCUCUAGCAGGGACCAGUCCCCUAGCCUUACCUCCUCCGUGGGGCUCCCUCUAAUGGGGACCAAUCCCCCAGCCUUAUCCCCCAUAGGGCUCCCUCUAACAUGGACCAAUCCCCCAGCCUUACCCCUCGUGGGGCUCCCUCUAGCGGGGACCAGUCCCCCAGCCUUACUUCCGUGGGGCUCCUUCUAAUGGGGACCAGUCACUGUCCCGCCCGUGGGGCUCCCUCUAACAGGGACCAAUCCCCCAGCCUUACCCCCCAUGGGGCUCCCUCUAACAAGGACCAGUCCUUGCCCUCCCCAGGGGCUCCCUCUAAUGGGGACCAGCCACUUCCCCCAACUUCCCAUGGGGCUCCCUCUAACAGGACCAGUCCCCCAGCCUUACCUCCAGGGGGCUCCCUCUAAUGGGGACCAGUCCCCAUCGCUGCCCCCAGGGCUCUCCCUGGCAGGGAGUCUCGCUCUGUGCCCGCUCGAUAAAUAUCUACCAGUCUGUGCCUUGCUGCAGAAGGUGUCUGCAUCCCGGGGGAAGGGGCUGUUAGUCCUUUUCCUCCAGCUGAACCCCAAAGCGGGACGCUGCUUUCUCCCUGGGGGGCACAGAGCACUAGAUCUGCUCCACCAUGACCUCUGAAGGGAAGCAGGCACUGAGCCUGCCCUCUGCACCUCCAUGGACCCAGCGUGCUGUGUUGAACCCUGUGCCUGCAUGCGGCCGCGUUGGGGGGCGGGGGGACGGGGACGCGGGGAGGGCAGACUCCUCCAAGCUGCCUGUAAAGAGCCGGCUCGUGCCGGGAAACCUGAUCUGCUUGUCCUCUGUUAUUAAAGAUCAGCCUCACCCCA
This is a messenger RNA of Chrysemys picta bellii (western painted turtle), 4863 nucleotides long. The record is from RefSeq and is a predicted model, not a curated record. NCBI's taxonomy places the organism in Eukaryota, Metazoa, Chordata, Testudines, Emydidae.